This is a messenger RNA of Gorilla gorilla gorilla (western lowland gorilla), 1248 nucleotides long. Its product is annotated as WD repeat domain phosphoinositide-interacting protein 3-like. Lineage: Eukaryota; Metazoa; Chordata; Mammalia; Primates; Hominidae. The record is from RefSeq and is a predicted model, not a curated record. Gene Ontology annotation, molecular function: protein binding. The transcript has a single exon. Bases 32 to 1021 code for a protein of 329 amino acids.
CUGAGAAACGGCGACCCAGCAGGGCGGCGCCAUGAACCUCCUGCCGUGUAACCAUCACCGCAACGGGCUGCUGUACGCUGGCUUCGACCAGGACCACAGAUGCUUUGCGUGUGGGAUGGAAAAUGGAUUCCGAGUCUAUAACACUGAUCCACUAAAUGAAAAAGAGAAACAAGAAUUUCUAGAAGGAGGAGUUGGCCAUGUUGAAAUGUUAUUUCGCUGCCACUAUUUAGCUUUAGUCGGUGGUGGAAAAAAGCCAAAAUACCCUCCCAACAAAGUAAUGAUCUGGGAUGACCUGAAGAAGAAGACUGUUAUUGAAAUAGAAUUUUCUACAGAAGUCAAGGCAGUCAAACUGCGGCGAGAUAGAAUUGUGGUGGUUUUGGACUCCGUAAUUAAGGUGUUCACAUUCACACACAAUCCCCAACGGUUGCACAUCUUCAAAACCUGCUAUAACCCCAAAGGCCUCUGUGUCCUUUGUCCCAAUAGUAACAACUCCCUCCUGGCCUUUCCGGGCACGCACACGGGCCAUGUGCAGCUUGUGGACCUGGCCAGCACAGAGAAGCCACCAGUGGACAUUCCUGCACACGAGGGUGUCCUGAGCUGCAGUGCACUCAAACUGCAGGGAACAAGAAUUGCAACUGCAUCCGAGAAAGGGACCCUUAUAAGAAUAUUUGAUACUUCCUCAGGGCGUUUAAUUCAGGAACUGCGAAGAGGAUCUCAAGCAGCCAAUAUUUACUGCAUUAACUUCAAUCAGGAUGCGCCCCUCAUCUGCGUAUCCAGCGACCAUGGCACAGUGCAUAUUUUUGCAUCUGAAGAUCUAAAAAGGAAUAAACAGUCCAGUUUGGCCUCAGCCAGUUUCCUUCCAAAAUACUUCAGUUACAAGUGGAGUUUCUCCAAGUUUCAGGUUCCCUCAGGCUCUCCAUGCAUUUGUGCCUUUGGAACACAGCCAAACGCCGUCAUUGCAAUUUGUGCAGAUUGCAGCUACUACAAACUCCUGUUCAACCCCAAGGGGGAGUGCAUCUGAGAUGUCUACGCGCAGUUUCUAGAGAUGACUGAUGACAAGCUGUGACUCCCCUGCUGGGGGCGCCACAGCACCCACCACCUGCCGCCUUCAGGCUCUCGGGGCUGGUGCCAGAGCCCCAGGGGCCUCCUGGGCCGCGGGCUGGAGGGGCUGCCCAGGGACCUUGGUCUCGAAGCCUUAGGUGGUUGUCUGCUUUCCUAAGGACUCCCAUUUCCAGUAUUAAAGAGAAA